Selaginella moellendorffii is the source of this 946-nucleotide messenger RNA. Its product is annotated as elongation factor P. The transcript has 11 exons. The record is from RefSeq and is a predicted model, not a curated record. The coding region runs from base 27 to 704 and encodes 225 amino acids. Gene Ontology annotation, biological process: translational elongation; peptide biosynthetic process. Gene Ontology annotation, molecular function: translation elongation factor activity. Gene Ontology annotation, cellular component: cytoplasm. NCBI's taxonomy places the organism in Eukaryota, Viridiplantae, Streptophyta, Lycopodiopsida, Selaginellales, Selaginellaceae.
UCUAUCUGGGCUUAGGGUUUUAGGGGAUGCAGCGCUCGAGGCGCGUUGCGCAGCAGGGAUUCAAGGCGCUGUCUGGAUUUCGAGUCUUUAAGGAGGAUUCUUCGUCGUUGUGGCAUUGGCAGCAGCGCCGCGGAUUGAAGAUCGAUGGAUCGGAGGUGAGAGUCGGGCAGAUUUUGGAGCGCAAAGGGCGCCUUGUGCAGGUUAUAAAGAUCGCUCAUGCUCAUGGAGGCCGUGGUGGAGCUACAAUUCCGAUCGAGUACAAGGAUCUGAUCAGCGGGAUCAAGUCAACUGAGCGUUUGCGAACCUCAGAAUCGGUGGAAAGAGUGGCUGUCGAUUCGAAAACCUUUACAUAUCUGUACGACGAGGGACAAAUGGCGAUUUUGAUGGAUCCAAAAACGUUCGACCAGGUUACAGUGGACAAAGAGCUCUUUGGAACUGGAGCUUCAUAUCUUUCAGAUGGAAUGUCUGUGACGGUGCAAAUGCACGAGGGUAAACCAGUGACUGCUUCGGUACCAGUUUCUCUGACAUGCAAAGUGGUCGAAGCUGAGCCUUUUAUGAAAGGCCAGACCCAAGCUGCAGCGUACAAGCACAUCACGCUAGAAAAUGGCAAAAUAAUCAUGGCCCCUUGCUUCAUCGUUAGUGGAGACCAGAUAGUUGUCAACACAGUGGAAGACACUUACGUGACAAGAGCUUCCAAAGAAUAACAAACACGACUCUCUUCCAAGGAAGAGUAAUCUCGGGGAGUUUAAAGAGUAUCAAACAAAAGGUACUUUGCGGCGUUCAGUUUCAGUCCUAAUUGCCUUACAUCCUCCCGACAAAGCUUCCCUGGCUUUUAAGGAUUUCUAGAGGGCGAGACUUCUUCUCUGGCCGGUGUGAAGAGACCGGGGAGGGGACCAUUUCAAGCCAGAUCUAUUUCACGUGGUAUCCGACGGAAUAACUUGUGCCA